CCGCAGCCCCUCCCUCGCCCGCGGCGGACCCUCACCGCGCUGGCGCAGCGAUGGCGGAGGCCGUGGAGCGCACUGACGAGCUGGUCCGUGAGUACCUGCUUUUCCGCGGCUUCACGUACACACUGCGGCAGCUGGACGCCGAGAUCAAGGCAGACAAGGAGAAAGGAUUCCGGGUGGACAAAAUCGUGGACCAGCUGCAGCAGUUAAUGCAGGUGUAUGACUUGGCUGCCCUGCGGGAUUAUUGGAGCUACCUGGAGCGCCGGCUCUUUAGCCGUUUGGAGGAUAUGUAUAGACCCACCAUCAACAAGCUGAAAACCAGCCUGUUCCGCUUUUAUCUCGUCUACACAAUUCAGACAAACAGAAAUGACAAGGCUCAGGAGUUCUUUGCAAAGCAGGCCACGGAGCUCCAGAACCAAGCCGAGUGGAAGGAUUGGUUUGUCCUGCCCUUCCUGCCAUCCCCAGACACCAACCCCAUCUUUGCUACCUACUUUUCUCGACAGUGGGCCGACACCUUCAUCGUGUCUCUACACAACUUCCUGAGCGUCCUGUUUCAGUGCAUGCCAGUUCCCGUGAUCCUGAACUUCGAUGCCGAGUGCCAGAGGACCAACCAGGUUCAAGAAGAAAAUGAAGUCCUGCGCCAAAAGCUUUUUGCAUUGCAAGCCGAAGUCCACCGACUAAAGAAGGAGGAGCAACAGCCAGAAGAGGAACAGGCCUCCAUCCAACACAAGUUGCCUCCUUAUGUCUCCAACAUGGACCGUCUGGGGGACUCGGACCUAGCCAUGGUGUGCAGCCAGAGGAACACUUCCCUCUCCCAGUCACCUCGCGUGGGCUUCCUGUCCUCACUGCUGCCCCAGAGUAAGAAGAGCCCCUCAAGGUUGUCACCUGCCCAGGGUCCCCCACAGGCUCAGAGCUCGGCCAAGAAAGAGUCCAUCAGCAGUCAGACUGCUAAGGCAAAGGACCCGGUGUGCGGGCCCAAGGACGGAAAGAGCCUCUUCAGCGGGCUGGCCACGGGCGAGUCCAGCUGGUCCCAGCACCGGCACCGGCGCCUGCAGGAUCACGGCAAGGAGAGGAAGGAGCUUCUGUCUCUGACGUUGCAGGGUGCAGAGAAGAAGCCUGAUGCUAGUGGCCCAGAGGCAGAGCCCUGCCCUGAGCUCCACGCCGAGGCACUAGAGACACUGACGCGAGCCGCCACAGCGGGCCCCGAGGGUGGAGGGGUCCGUCCCGAGCAGCCGUUCAUUGUGCUGGGGCAGGAGGAGUACGGGGAGCACCACUCGUCCAUCAUGCACUGCAGAGUGGACUGCUCGGGGAGGAGGGUCGCCAGCUUAGACGUGGACGGGGUCAUCAAAGUGUGGUCCUUUAACCCCAUCAUGCAGACCAAAGCGUCCUCCAUUUCCAAGUCGCCGCUGCUCUCUUUAGAAUGGGCCACAAAGCGGGACAGGCUGCUCUUACUGGGCAGUGGUGUGGGGACAGUGCGCCUUUACGACACGGAAGCCAAGAAGAAUCUUUGUGAAAUCAACAUCAACGAUGACAUGCCCAGGAUCCUGUCUCUUGCGUGCAGCCCCAAUGGGGCCUCUUUCGUCUGUUCGGCCGCAGCCCCAAGCCUCCCUUCCCAGGUGGACUUCUCGGCACCGGACAUCGGCAGCAAGGGCACUAACCAGGUUCCUGGGAAGCUGCUGCUGUGGGACACGAAAACCAUGAAGCAACAGCUCCAGUUCUCCCUGGAUCCAGAACCCAUUGCUAUAAAUUGCACAGCCUUCAAUCAUAACGGGAACCUGCUGGUCACAGGGGCGGCUGACGGUGUCAUCCGGCUGUUCGACAUGCAACAGCAUGAGUGUGCGAUGAGCUGGAAGGCCCACUGCGGGGAGGUCUGCUCUGUGGAGUUCAGCUACGACGAGAAUGCGGUGUACAGCAUCGGCGAGGACGGGAAGUUCAUCCAGUGGAACAUCCACAAGAGUGGCCUGAAGGUGUCUGAGUAUGACCUCCCUGCAGAUGCCACGGGGCCCUUCGUGCUGUCUGGUUACAGUGGCUACAAGCAAGUUCAGGUUCCCCGGGGCCGGCUCUUUGCUUUUGACUCGGAGGGAAAUUACAUGCUGACAUGUUCUGCCACCGGGGGCGUCAUCUACAAGCUGGGCAGGGAUGAGAAGGUUCUGGAGAGCUGCUUGAGCCUGGGCGGCCACCGAGCCCCUGUGGUCACUGUGGACUGGAGCACAGCCAUGGACUGCGGGACCUGCCUCACUGCCUCCAUGGAUGGCAAGAUCAAGCUGACCACCCUCCUGGCCCAUAAAGUCUGAUGGGACCCGCCCCAAGGGACAUACCGGAAGCAGUAUUACCCUGGGGGGGGGCAGGGGGAGAGACGAGACAGGAAGGCAGGACGCUGCACUUCUGACUCCCUGCCAGUACGGGGAGUCUUCAGGGGAACGCUGUUUGGGGACUUGGGGCUCAGUCCAGCUGCAAUGACAGGAACGGGAGCCACGUGGGGACCAGCCUGCUGGGCUGUGCCAGAAGCUCGCUCCAGACAGCGGGAGGAAAGCUCAGGAAGCAGAAGCAUUGUGGUGGCUACUCUGUUGGCCCAGGAGAGACUGACAGUAUUUUGUGUAUAUUGGAUCAGUUUUUUGUUUUUUUAAAAGAAUGCUCUGGUGGUUCCCUGGUGUCUCUGGAAUGUGUGUGUGCAGCAGAGCAAUCUCCCUUCACCCUUUGCCCUGUGACGGACUGCCCGGGUCCCCCACCCCAGCUCUCACCUAGUCAGUCACAGGGCUGAGCACGUCGGAGAUUUGCUUGUUGCUUUGCGUAGAAGGAGGACGUCCUCUCUCCUUCCAUUCCACUGGCUAACUAAGGUUUGUGCUGUUCCCAUUUCUUCAGGCUCCUGUCAGAAGGCUGUAGUGCUCCGUCUCUUCCCUGAGAGUCAGUGGCAUUUCUCAGGACGAGGGUGGGGUCUGAGGCUCCUUAUCCUGGCAGUGCCUCUCCGUCCCAUGGCUGUGGUUUCCCAGUACCUGUGUCAUUGGACCUCCUCCCAUUCUUUCAACUGUCCAUCUUGAGGUUGAACAGAAGUGGCCACCAGCGCCCUCUGCUGGUCAGUGGCCAGAGGCCUGGAGCAAGUUGGCCAAGUGUUGGGGCUGGAACUUGGGGUUCAGGCCAUCCCCACUGUGUCCUGCCCAUGGACUGCCCUCUGCUUCCUGACUGGGGUGGGACCUUGAAGAGUCAGAUGCUCUCAUGGGGUGAGCAGGAACAGGAGAACGGCUCCCCUUUUCCCUCUUGCAUUUCCAUCUGGGGCAGGGAGGCAUAGUCUCUGCCAUUCAGCCUCGUGGUGGUAUUUCAGGCCGGGGCUUCAGGGGCGGCCUGUUGUCAGGCUGCUCGGAGUAGUCAGUGUAGAGUCUGUUUGGACUCCAGCCCAGUCCUGGGGUGCAGCUCUGGAGUGGGGUACUUACAGGUAAACUACUUUUGGAAAAUCAUGAAGAAAUUGGUACUAAACGUUCUAUUCUGCUGGAAGUUGGGGCGGGGGCUAAAGAAGGGAGGUAUUUAUGUGGCUCAAUUAUGAGCAAACACCAGAGACUUAGUCAUAAGCAGUUACAUAUUUUUACCCAUUUAUACUCUGGUAAUUCUCUGUUCAAAUGAAGAAAACCAAGACUUUUCCAUAUGUAUUCUUUUUCCAUUUUCUGCAUUAAAACAGCAACCUUAUUUAUCUCCCCCAGUGAUUCUCUAGGACAUUUAAAAAGUGGUCACCUGGGGGGUGGCAUGUUAGCUCAAUUGGUUAGAGCGUGGUACUAAUAAUACCCAGGUUGCCGGUUCAGUCCCCACAUGGGUCACUGUGAGCUGUGCCCUCCUUAAAAAAAUAAAGUGAACUACCAGGCUGUCAUUCUCAUUAGAAAAACAAAGGGAGUAACUUAUUAAAACAGACUUCCUUUAAAAAAAAAAAAAGUGGUCAUGUGCUUCACUUGAGUGAGAGAAUUCAUUGUUUAACGUUUCUUCAAAGUUUUUUCUCAGUUUCUGUCGUAUUUCCCAUUUUCUUUCCUCAAUAUGGUCUCCACGGCUUGCUGAAAUGUUUUUAAGGAUUGUGGAGAAACAAAGAACACUUGAAAAGCUGUCUCUUCUCUCAUUUCCUUUAUGCUUUGGGCUGGACACCCAACUCCCUCUUGUUUUGAGCUUGGCUCACAGCUGGAUGUGAUCCAGGCUCCACCAGGAGUGAUCGUAGGGGCUUCCACACCACCACCUAAAAACACAAAACCAAACCAUCCUACUGCCUAAAACAUAAGACCCAAACUCCAUUAACCCCUGACCUUUUGGAAUUAACACAUACAGUAUUAUGUGCUGUGGGCAAGCCUGCGCCCUCCUGGCCUGUUUCUGCCCGACCCUCACUCCAUCCUGAGUGCCUGUCAGCAUGCCCUCCUCCUGCUGGUCCUCCCUGUCCCACCCACACCCCUUCAGGAUGCGCUCUCAUCCUCCAAUAAAGAAUGUCAAAACUCAGACUUAACUCUCCCUCACAAUACC
Rhinolophus ferrumequinum (greater horseshoe bat) is the source of this 4485-nucleotide messenger RNA. It is a transcript of the gene WDR91, whose product is annotated as WD repeat domain 91. Lineage: Eukaryota; Metazoa; Chordata; Mammalia; Chiroptera; Rhinolophidae. Gene Ontology annotation, molecular function: protein binding; phosphatidylinositol 3-kinase regulator activity. The coding region runs from base 51 to 2291 and encodes 746 amino acids. The record is from RefSeq and is a predicted model, not a curated record. Gene Ontology annotation, cellular component: extrinsic component of endosome membrane; late endosome membrane; early endosome membrane. Gene Ontology annotation, biological process: early endosome to late endosome transport. The transcript has 15 exons.